GCCUGAGUGUCCGUCUGACAGUAGUGGGGGAAGCUGGUAAUGGAGGGGGGAGUUAUCUCAUAAUUUAUCACUCUGUUUAGACCAGAGACUUUGUCGCUUCACCUGCACCUAGUAGAGGGUCACCGGCGCCUCCCUACGCCUUACACAGUAUGUGUUACAUCUUAUAAAUAGACAUAGAGGCGAUAAUUACGUACGAGUUGCUUCUCGGCCAUUUUGUUUAUUAUUCCCCGCUCUUGCAGGCGGAGCAUAGAAAUCCACACCAUACACAUAUAUGAGAAAAUUUGAGAAAGCUGAGACUUGCUCUCAGGCUAGUGCCUGAAAUUGAAGGAGCUGAGGUAUGAAGACAAGCUUGGAGAACUGAGUCCUCAUUACACUGGAGGAACCAAGCAACAAAGGUGACAUGGUCACAACAUACAAAAUACUUACAGGCGCUGACAAGGUUAACUUAGAUACUUUGUUUGAGAGGUGUGGAACCAAAGUGAAAGGACACAGAUGGAAGCUAAAAACCAAAAAUGAGGCAAAGAAAUGUGAGAAGGAACUUCAUUCAGCGUGGGGGCGGUGAGCGAGUGGAGUGCACUAGGGGAGGAGACAGAAGCUACAGUCACUCAAUAUCAAGUUCAAAUGUAAAUACGAUGAAGCCCAUGGGGCUCAGGAUGCAACGUACCAGUCAAUUAGUAAUUAAGAGGCCGGGCCCAGGAGUUGGGGCUUGAUCCUGUGGAACACUAGUAGGAAAACUGCUGUCCAAUGAAGAUAAAGCAGACACAGCAAGGUGUGUCUUAGACAACGUUUUACUUAAGUUUUUGCGAGAGCUGUCCCUAACUUUGCAAUAAUGGAUGAGCAUUGAUCAAAAUUUUCUUUUCACUACAUUCCUAAAUUUCAAGCUUGAAAAACUAAAUCAAGAAGAUGAAAAAGUUAUUCAUGCGUCAUGUUCUUUAAGAACAUUAUUUUGAUACUAUAGCAGCAGUUGAUCAAUAACUUUCUCUCCAUUUGGAUUAAAAGAUUAUCAACAUGGAUCAGACACCACAGGAGAUAAUGCAUUCCCUGUUUUCCCUUGAUCCUAAUAUGGAAAACAGGGGACAUCUGUAUCCUUAUAACUAUCCUUAUGGACAAUAUCCUUACCCAUACCACUAUCCGUAUCCUCCUCCUCACCAUUCAUCAGCUCAUGCAAAUAUUCCUUCAUCACACAGUAUGCCACCACCACCAUCUCAUCCUAUAACCCAGGCUUCACAGAGUCUUGCAGCAUCACAGAAUAACCUUUCACCAUAUAACGGUGGAGUCCACAAUAUCCGUCCACCUAUGACUAACAUGCGAGAGCAAAUGGGAGAUGGAAGGCUUCCUUUAGGAGACAGUAGAAUACCUCAUCUAAGUGAUAUUGAAAGACACACAGUUGAUACACAACAUAUUGCAGAAGAUCUACGUAGUGUACCUACUGAUUCCAGGAACCUUGGUGAUAUGAGACAUCAUCCAGUUGACAUGCGACCAAUACCUGCUGAGCAACGGUACUUAGGUGAUUUAAGAUCCUUUUCAAGUCACCCACGUUCAUCCUCCACAGAUUUUCGACACAUUACUGAUUACUCGUCUCAACCAACGGAUUUACGAACGCAACCAAUUGAUGCUAGACUCUUUAGUGAUGUGCGACAACUUGCUGGAGAUACAAGGCCACCACUUAAUGAAGCGAGGCUCAUGGGGGAUCCUCGACAUACCCUAAUUGAAGAUAGUAUUAGAAUCCAAGAAGACCCAAGGAAUCUAAUAAGUAGGCCCACAGGUGAUUUCAGGUAUGCAGGAGAUUUUAGAACGUAUGAUAAUCGCCCUGCUAGUGUUGCUCAACCUCCUGAGGAUAUGCAGCUUUUGUCUGGUGAUCCAAGACCUCCAAUAAGUAACACAAGGUCCAUUGAAGAAACUAAGCCCCUUUAUGAUUCUUCAAGAAUGAGUACAAAUGAAAAUAGGCUUCCAUUACAUCAGUUUGAUACAACUAACCUUUUAAAAUCAUCAGGAAAUCAGCAUUAUUUUGAUGACAGAACUAGUUUAGUAAAUAAGCCUUCAGUUAAUGGUGAAGAUCUUUCUAUUAAGCAUACAGCUCAGGAUUUGAGACAAAUGCUCACAGAUUCAAGAGUGACUUCAGGAAGUAACAAUCAUUCUGUCCAUGACAUGCAACAAAGUAUGAAUGAACCAAAAGCACAGCUAAGCUCAUCUGGACAAGAUGCUGAGGUUAACCAAGGAAGUUUAAGAUAUCCCACAGUUAGUAGCCCAAACACAUCUUUAGGGUUGUUGUCCCAUGCAUUGGGGGAGCAUUUAAAAGAAAAAGAGUUUGAGAACAGUGAUGGUAAUACAAAUUUAAAUGUCAGUCAGGAAGAACCUCUUAAUAUGGACAACAAAAGUUAUCAUUCAGAUGAACCUAACAGGGAUAAAAAUGUAGGGGAGAUGAAUGAUGAAAUGGAAUAUAAAGACAAUAAUGGAAAAUGUGAAAUUUCUCAGGAUAUUGAUGAAGAUGACUUUGACUCUGAAGCCUCCUCUACUGAAUACUCUAAUCCUUACAUAGAAUUCAAUGAAGUAGCACAUGGAGUAUUCAACAAUGUUAAUAAUAUUGCUGGUCCAGUUAAACCUUUUCACUGUGAAGACUGUGAUGCUACAUUUACUACUAAAGGAAACCUUAAAGUACAUAAAAGAAUCCAUACUGGAGAAAGGCCAUAUGAGUGUGAGGAAUGUGGUAAAACCUUUUCAUAUUGUGCAUCAUAUCAGUCUCAUAAGUUAAUACAUAGUGGACACAGACCAUACAAAUGUGAAUUUUGUGAACGGGCAUUUUUCCGAAGUGAACAUUUAGAACGUCACCGGAGGAGGCAUACAGGUGAAAGACCAUUUAAGUGUACAGAAUGUGAUGCUACUUUUGCUGCUAGUGAUGGAUUGUCAAGGCACACGAGAACUCAUACUGGUGAAAGACCUUAUAGCUGUGAGGAAUGUGGAAUGUCAUUUGCUUAUAAAUCUACUUUUCUUCGACAUAAACUGAUGCAUUCUGAGGGUGAAUACAAAUGUGAGGAUUGUGGUGCAGCAUUUAAAGAUCCUGCUAGGUUAGAUAAACAUAUAAAAAAGCAUAAUGACCCAAACUAUGUGCCAUACUCUGAUGAAGGUAAACCAAAGCCACAUAAACUUAUGGAAGAUGGUAUAGAGGUUACAGGAUGUGAGUUCUGUCAGAUGAAAUUUAAAAGAAAAUCGGAUUAUUAUCUUCAUCGGAGAACACACACUGGAGAAAAGCCUUAUGUGUGUGACGUGUGUGGUUCAUCAUUUAUCAGGAGAGCAUAUCUGGACAUUCAUAUGCGUACUCAUACUGGUGAACGUCCAUAUAAUUGUGAAUCUUGCGAAUCUGCAUUUAAAACCCGCACUGCCCUAAAGUUUCAUAAACGUACUCACAGUGGUGAAAGGCCUUACAAAUGUGAACACUGUGAUUUUGCCUUUGCCCAAAAAUCUGCAAUGAAAGCACACACACGUAUUCAUACUGGUGAUAAACCAUAUAAAUGUGAUUCAUGCGAAGCUGCUUUUCGCCAUAGUAGUAGUUUAACUAUACACAAACGAACUCACACUGGAGAAAGACCAUAUGUUUGUGAUGCUUGUGGAGCAACAUUUGCCCAGAGACCUCACCUCAAUCUACACAAAAGAGCUCAUUCAGGUAUUAAGCCACACACUUGUGAUGAGUGUAAUGCAUCUUUCACAAAAAAGGAUUACCUUUUGGCUCACAAAACAAAGCAUGCAGGUGGAAGCACAAUCAAGACUGAAGCUUUAGUGGAAGCUGCAGGUGAGCAGGUGUACAAGUGCACUGAUUGUGAGAUGGUGUUUACACACCAUUCCAGUUUAACAGUCCACAUGAGAAAACACACUGGUGAGAGGCCAUUUGUAUGUGAAGACUGUGGUGCAUCAUUUUUAUACAGCUCAAAUCUUACUACUCACCGCAGAAAACACACUGGUGAAAGACCAUAUAAGUGUGAUCAGUGUGAGGCCUCCUUCAUUCUCAAGAGUUAUUUAACGAUGCACCUUAGGAAACAUUCUGGUGAAAGGCCAUUUAAAUGUGAUGAAUGCCAAGCUUGCUUUACACAAAAAACUCACUUAUCAACCCAUAGGAGGAUUCAUACUGGAGAAUGCCCCUACAAGUGUGAAGAGUGUGGAGAGGCUUUUCGUGAUGGUGCCAAUUUUUGGAGACAUAAGAAGAAGCAUUUAAUUGGUGAAGGAGCUGCAACUGUAACACGUAGAAGAGGAAGAAGAGGACGAGGAAGAGGUGGGACUAGAGGUUCUAGAACUGCUCCAACUAGGCGAACAACACGUGUUCGUCGUUCCACAGUAAAAUUUGAAGAGCUCUAUGAGCAGUUUAUUGUUAACCAACAAGAUGAAAGAAUGCUUGUUAAAGAAGAACCACAAGAUCAGUCAAAUAAAGAUGAUGAGGAGGAGGGUCCCUACAUCACAAUUAACCCAAUGGUAGAGAUCAAGUUAGAAGAUGAUGAGCAUCACCAGAUACAAGGUAAAAAAACAGAGUUAAGACAACCAGAGGACAGUAAUCUUAUAGGAAUGGGUAAAGAUACUGUUAAAGAUCAUCUUUCAAGAAAUGAUGAGAAUGAUAAGGAGAAUUUGGAAAAAAAGCCAGAUCAUAUAGAUGAAAGGUUACAUGUUAGUGAUGGUAAAGUAGAUAAAGUGACAAAAUGAUCAUGUGAAUAUAUUUUUCAAAAUUAUAAUGUACAAUUAUAUAGAAUAUAAGGUUGUCAAGUAUGAUAUAGGGAAAGUAUUGAUUGUUAGUGCUGAAACUUAUCAUUAAAAGUAUAUAUUUCUUGAAUUACUAAUGAAAUAUUGAUACAGAUCUCAUUUUGGGUAUAUCUUAUUUUAUAAGUAAAGUAAUAGAAUAUUUAUUAUUGAUUAAAGUUACGGAGUAUAUUACCUGAAGUACUGUAGUUUGUAUUCUUGUGAUGUUAUGAGAAGAUUGUAUGUGAUGUAUUUUCCAGUGAUUGCUGUAGUGUGUGUAUAGUAUUACAUACCUGGUCUUGUCCCAGUUUCAGUUUUGUUUUUAGAAAAAUGGUGUGGAAGUGUUGACCUUUGGAAGGUUCAAUGUUAUCCUUUUGCAAUUGCCAAUUAUGUACUUUUUGUGAUAAUACAAAUCAGAAUCGUGUUAAUAUGCAGACAGUUUUAUAUAUAAAUAUAUAUGUAUAUAUUUUGUGUUAUUGUAUCUUUGUAAGUUAAAUAUCUUUUAAAUUUAAAUUAUUUGUUAUGCAAUUUUUUAAAAGUCUAAAUGUCCAAGGAAUUUUUAUUGUGAUUUCCCUGAAUUACACUUGUUUUGUAAACAAUUACUAGUCAGAAUAGGCUUGGAGUCAGUAUAUUUUGAUGUUAAGACAAAGUAAUUUUGUUUUGUCUAGUGUUUACAGUAGUUUUGGCUGUAAAUAGCAAAUGUUUAGAAAUGUCUAUGUUUUGGAAUACACUAGCUAUUUUACUAAAUUUACAGUGGUUUGUGAGAUGUGACGAAAAAGGGAAAUAAAUUUUGAACCAAG
Messenger RNA from Cherax quadricarinatus, 5519 nucleotides. RefSeq names its product zinc finger protein 160. Gene Ontology annotation, biological process: regulation of transcription by RNA polymerase II. Gene Ontology annotation, cellular component: nucleus. Lineage: Eukaryota; Metazoa; Arthropoda; Malacostraca; Decapoda; Parastacidae. The record is from RefSeq and is a predicted model, not a curated record. Gene Ontology annotation, molecular function: RNA polymerase II cis-regulatory region sequence-specific DNA binding; DNA-binding transcription activator activity, RNA polymerase II-specific.